AUGCCAGGCAAGCGCACCUUUCUCCUGGCACUCCUGGCACUGUUGGCGGAGCUGCCACCCACCCUGGCCCAGCAGCACCGUCCUGGGUACCGGAGCACUGCCCCCGCGGUCACCCCAGCACCACGCCGGGCCCCACGGAGACGCUGGCCCCCCGCCAUCCUGCCUGUCCCCGGCAAAGCAGGCGAGUGCCCGGCGGGGGCAAGCGGAGCCCCACGCCCCCCCAGGCUGUACUGCCUCUCCGACCACAGCUGCCCCGGUGCCGAGAAGUGCUGCCAGAGCGGGCAGGUCAGGACCUGCCUCCUCCCCACCACAGAGAGCCCCGGCUACUGCCCCCGCGUCGGCAGUGCCAGCGCGGCGAGGUGCGGGAUGAGCUGCCACAACGACACCGCGUGCAGCCCCGGGGAGAAGUGCUGCACCCGCAGCUGCUGCGCCCGCUGCGUGCACGCCGAGCCAGCCAAACCCGGCCUCUGCCCGCGGAAGCGCGCCCAGAGGAGCACCGCUGCCUGCCCCAACCGCUGUGCCGAUGACCGGGACUGCCCCGGGGACCGCAAGUGCUGCUUCUCCGGCUGCGGGCUGGCCUGUGCCCCCCCGGACACAGGGUCCCGCCGUGCCGCAGCCAAGCCCGGAGCGUGCCCCGUGGUGCUGCGGGGCUCCCUGGGACCCUGCCUGGAGCUCUGUGACACUGACGGCGAUUGCCCCGGGGCCGCCAAGUGCUGCACCACCGGCUGCGGCCACGUCUGCAAACCGCCCACCGACGCAUGGCCCGGGCUCUGUCCCCCCGUGGCUGAUGGUGACCAGGCAGCUGAGUGCCUCCUCCUGUGCCUGCAGGACAAGGAAUGCCCCCCCGGCCAGAAGUGCUGCCUGCGGGGCUGCGGCCGGGCGUGUGUGUCCCCGCUGCAGGCUCCGGACACGCGCAACAUCCCCGGCAGCACCAUGAGGCCGGGGGUUUUCCUCCUCCUGGGGCUCCUCAUCCUCAGGGCAGAGCCGGGCACUGCACCGGAGGAGAAAGGUGGGGAGCCCCAGAAGCCGGGGAGGUGCCCGCGGGACUUCACGCGCUGCCUGCGCCUGGAGCCCCCCCUCUGCACCAACGACUCCAGCUGCCCUGGCUGGCACAAGUGCUGCCCCCAGGAGUGCCAGCUCCGCUGCACCCUCCCAGCAAAAGAGAAACCUGGCGCCUGCCCGGCGGCAGCCCCCGAGGGGGUCUUUUACCCCUGCUCCUUCCCCUGCCUGGAGGACAAGGACUGCCUGGGAGCGCAGAAGUGCUGCCCGCUGGGCUGUGGUCCUGCCUGCUUGGAGCCGGUGCAGGACCCACCCAAACCCGGGAAAUGCCCCACGGCACAGCCGGGGAUGGCAGGGCUGUGCUGGGAGCAGUGCCGAGGUGACAGCGACUGCCCCGACGCGCAGAAAUGCUGCAACAGCAGCUGUGGCAGCCGGUGCCUGCCGGCAGCCCCAGCCGAGCGGCACCAGGGGAAGAGCUGCCGUGGAGAUGGGGACUGCCUGCGCCCGGAGACAUGCUGCCAGCACCGGUGCAGCCCUGAGUGCCGCACCGAGGCAGCAGGGAAGGCUGGCUUCUGCCCGGCCCGUGCCGGGCUGUUCCCCAGUUACGACUGCAGAGCCUGGUGCUGGCAUGACGCCGAGUGCCCCGGCAAGGAGAAGUGCUGCCUGCACGGCUGUGACUAUGCCUGCCUGCCCCCGUCCCGAGAGAAACCAGGCAUCUGCCCCCUGGCCGAGGAGGCACCAACCGCUGCAGCCCCGUGCGGCACCGCCUGCGCUGGGGACUGGCAGUGCCCGGGGGCCGAGAAGUGCUGCAGCAGCAGAUGUGGCCACGUGUGCUCAGCCCCUGAACGAGACAAACCCGGUGAGUGCCCGAAGGUGAAGCCGUGGCAGACGCUGGAGCCAUGCGCGGAGGAGGACUCCUGCACCCACGACAGGGACUGUCCCCGGCAGGAGAAGUGCUGCUUCUCCGGCUGUGCCAUGCGCUGCACCCGCCCUGCCCAAGAGCACCCUGGGGAGUGCCCCCGGGCAGAGCCGUGCUGGGACCCGUGGCGCAGGCGCGGGAGCCAGUGCCUGGAUGACAGUGUCUGCCGGCGAGAGGAGAAGUGCUGCGACACCGGCUGCGGCUGGGAGUGCCUGGCUGUGCCCAGAGAGAGCCAGGACAGGGACGGCAGCCCGUGCGUAGAGGAGUGCGAGGCCGACUCGCAGUGUCCCCAGGGACAGAGGUGCACCAGCACCGGCUGCGGCCACGUCUGCAUGGACAUCCCCGGAGGCAGAGUGGGAGUGUGCCCCAUCCCCAGGGAGGCAGGGACGUGCCUGGACCUGUGCAGCUUCGACGAGGAGUGUCCCUGGGGCCACAAGUGCUGCAGCAAUGGCUGCGGCCACGUCUGCAUGCCAGCUUCUCUGCAAGAGCGCGAUGCCGCGGCUGUGCCGCAGCACGGUGCCGAGCCGUGCAGAGAGGAGUGCGAGGCUGACUCGCAGUGUCCCUGGGGACAGAGGUGCACCCACACUGGCUGUGGCCGUAUCUGCAUGGACAGCCCCAGAGAUGCUGUGUGA
This is a messenger RNA of Haliaeetus leucocephalus (bald eagle), 2550 nucleotides long. RefSeq names its product WAP four-disulfide core domain 3 (gene WFDC3). NCBI's taxonomy places the organism in Eukaryota, Metazoa, Chordata, Aves, Accipitriformes, Accipitridae. Gene Ontology annotation, molecular function: peptidase inhibitor activity. The record is from RefSeq and is a predicted model, not a curated record. Bases 1 to 2550 code for a protein of 849 amino acids. Gene Ontology annotation, biological process: innate immune response; antibacterial humoral response. Gene Ontology annotation, cellular component: extracellular region. The transcript is spliced from 18 exons.